Molecule: messenger RNA, 1130 nt
Organism: Mangifera indica (mango)
Lineage: Eukaryota; Viridiplantae; Streptophyta; Magnoliopsida; Sapindales; Anacardiaceae
Product: RING-H2 finger protein ATL52-like
Exons: 1
Coding region: 312-857 (181 amino acids)
Biological process (GO): protein ubiquitination
Source: RefSeq, a predicted model, not a curated record
AAAGGCUAUAACUAGAAGUGAAAAUAUACCAGUCUUAUCUGGAAUCCAAUCCCUGUUGGCUGCUGCUUCUGCUUCCAGUGUUCACUGUCUAGUGAUUGUACAUAUCUUUGUCCUUUUUCUGGAGGCUGAGCCUCAGCCUGACCCCAUUGAUUAUCAAUACAGAACUCUAUUUCCGUCUGCGACAGCAUAACCACCACGUCUUUUAGAUUAACUACUUAAUAUUAUUUUAAUCCAUCCAAUCCAAUACAUUAAUUCUCUCCUCUCCCUCGAUUCUUUUUUCUAACUUCAUUUUCGCCAUCUAUAUUCACAAUAUGAGAGCACUUCACGGCGACUACCUACAGCCAACGACGCCGACGCCGCCGCCGCCAGCAUCUCCACCGCCAUCUAACCCUCCGAAAUCAAACCUGCCCAUGUUGUACUACGGCCUAGUGGUGGUGGGCACGGCGGCUUUGGUGCUUGCAGUAUAUAAUCUUAUCAUUAUCAAGUGGUGCAACCGUCGUCAAAGCCGGUCAGAGCAGAGACCUAACAGGUAUAUAGAAGCUACAACAGCCAGCCAGAGUUUUGAAAGCCUCAACAGGAACUUGCUGUCGAGUUUUAAGUAUAAGAAGGAUGUAAAUAUCACCAUGGGAGGUGAAGAUGAAGAGGAAAGUAGCGAAUAUGAAUGCCCGGUUUGUUUAUCGAUUUUUGAAGAAGGGGAGGAGGUGAGGCAGCUGCCGAGAUGCAAGCAUUCAUUUCAUGCGCCUUGUAUAGAUAUGUGGCUUUACUCUCACUUCGACUGCCCGGUUUGCCGUGCUCCGGUGGAGCUCCGCCUCAAUCUCCGGCAUACAGAGGACAAUUCGAGGGAAGGUUUGCUGUAGAUUCAGGCAACCAGCUUUGAUUUUUUUUUUUAAAUUUAUUAAUUUUUGUUGAUUAGAAUUUAGAAAUAGACAAGGCUUGAUAAUUGAUAUCUCCCAUGCCAUGAUGUCAUUGAGUCGUGGGAUUCGUGAAACAGGAAGAUGAUAACGAAGAGAAUUGAUGGAGGAAUGGCUAUGUCGUAUGUGGAUGAUGUGAUUUGUUUUAUGUUUAAACUGGGGCCAGAACUGCCCACUUGCUCAUUUUUGUAUAUAAAAGUCAAAUUUUUUGGUGCAGAA